AUGUCUUCCGAGGACAAGUACGAAACGUUGGAGAAGAUUGGCCAUGGCUCGUUUGGCAUCAUCCGUAAAGUCCGCCGCAGAACAGACGGCUUCAUCAUGUGCCGCAAAGAAAUCUCCUACCUCCGCAUGUCGCAAAAGGAGCGCGAGCAGCUCCACGCCGAAUUCCAAAUCUUGUCGCACCUGCGCCACCCCAACAUCGUCGCUUACUACCACCGAGAACAUCUUAAAGUCAGCCAGGACUUGCAUCUCUACAUGGAGUACUGUGGCAAUGGUGAUCUGGGUCGUGUGAUCAAGGACCUCGCUCUGAAGGGCCAGAGAGCUCAGGAAAGCUUUGUCUGGAGCAUCUUCAGCCAGUUGGUCAUGGCUCUCUACCGGUGUCACUACGGUGUCGACCCCCCAGAGGUUGGCUCCAAUGUUCUCGGUUUGACACAAGGCAAUGCUGGACCCAAGGUUCCGGCUGGAACCAUGACUAUUCUACACCGUGAUUUGAAACCUGAAAACGUAUUCCUCGGUGAGGAUAACUCUGUCAAGCUCGGAGACUUUGGUCUGUCCAAGAUGAUCAAGUCCCACGACUUCGCCUCGACUUAUGUCGGUACUCCUUUUUACAUGUCUCCUGAGAUCUGUGCUGCCGAGAAGUACACUCUCAAGUCCGACAUCUGGUCAUUAGGCUGCAUCAUCUACGAACUCUGCGCACGCGAACCUCCUUUCAACGCCAAGACGCACUUCCAAUUGGUGCAAAAGAUCAAGGAUGGCAAGUUCCCUGCCUUGCCCGAUGUCUACUCUCCCGAGCUUUACCAGGUUAUCAAGGACUGCCUCCGCGUUAACCCUGACCGACGACCCGACACUUCGGAACUCUUGAACCUACCAGUGGUUAAGCUGAUGAGGAAGGAGAAGGAGGUUGUUGACCUGAACAAGUCCAUUCGUCUUAGGGAAGACGCUCUCCGUAAGAAGGAAAGGGAUCUUAACGAGAGACUUGCCAACAUGGAGAGGGAGAAGGAACAUAUCCGAGAGGAGCUGGACUCAUCACUACGGAGAGAAUGGGAGGUCAAGGCACGUCUCGAGAUCGAUCGUCUCGCCAACGCAGAGAUUGAGCAGCUCCAGAACCGAUUCGAGGAGGAAGUUCAAGCGCGCGUCGAGGCCGAAUUGCAGAAGAAGGCAGCAUCAUAUGCCAGCUCAAGGCCUAACAGUCGAGAGGAUGAGUAUGCGACGUCGAUGGGCAAGUCGGAUUCCAAGUCCGACUACCCUCACUCAUCUGUCGGUGGUAGCGAAGUUGAGUUUCCCUCAACAACGGAUCUCACCGAGUACUCCAUCGAUAGCCCCGAGGCGACUCGAGAGACCAAGAAGACGGCUCGCACACCUUUUAGCCGUGCGCAAACAAUGUUUGUGGGCGCUGGGACCCCCAUGGAUAUUGAGAUGAACUCACCCAGCCCUAUUGCGAUCGCAUCGCUUUCUCUCUCACCGCGUCGCAACGUGAACACCAAGGCGCCUACUGCCACAUCUGGCAACAUAUUCGCUGUUAAUGCCAACCGAAGUGCUGACAACUCUCGAUGGGAUCUUCCUCGCGAUACCUUAUCUGAUUCUGAGGAUGAGGACAUCAUGCCGUCGCCUACGCGCAACAUCAAGUCUUCCAAGAACCCCUUCACUUCCAAGACUCGUCCUGUCUUGACCUCUCAGAAGUCAGCCCCCAUUAACCGUCUGAAGUCCCAGCCUUCAACAUCGGGCUUCGUUUCCAAGCAGGUUUCCCAACCUGAAGCUCCUCGGUCACCCACUCGUCGCCUGAGCAAGAUUCCUUCAGCGGCAAAUCUCCAGGCUGAGAGCAACAACACCAACGGGGGAGGUUUGACACGUCAAAACUCCCUCGGCAGGAAGAACAACCACUCAGACGAUGGCUUGAGCAAGGUCGCUGCUAAGAACAACAUUCGAGGCCGUACCCUUGUUGAGCUCCAGCAAGCUCGUGCCGGUGGACGCCCCAUGAGCGCUAUUGUCAUGCCCAGCACAGGCGAGAACGUCAGCCCUAAGAGGGCAUUCCGGGAUCGCAUGGGCGCUGAGCGCAAGUCAAGCGGCGACGAGCCAGUCGCAGUCUGGGACCCGGAGCGAGACGAGAUGCCGAGUCCUUUCCUGGUCCGACAGCGACGUAUUGCCCGGGUGUAG
Molecule: messenger RNA, 2151 nt
Organism: Fusarium coffeatum
Lineage: Eukaryota; Fungi; Ascomycota; Sordariomycetes; Hypocreales; Nectriaceae
Exons: 3
Coding region: 1-2151 (716 amino acids)
Biological process (GO): chromosome segregation; protein phosphorylation
Cellular component (GO): nucleus; cytoplasm; centrosome
Molecular function (GO): ATP binding; protein kinase activity
Source: RefSeq, a predicted model, not a curated record